AAGUCAUUAUUUCCCCGUUUCAUUCCACACGCGAAGGAACCCUUUAGUUGUUAUGACUACGCGGUCGUAAAUCCGCCAUGUUUGCUCCCGCCCCGCUGCUGCGUUGCGACAGAGACGGAGAAGUCAAACGACAUGAAUGCAGAAAAUAAUCAUACGGCAGAAACAGAGAAGGAGCAAACGACGAACGGCACCGACACCAUCACCAUCCAGACUACACUGGGAGAUGAAGACGAUGAUGUCCACAAGUGCGGACGCUGUCGGUGCGAGUUCUCCAGCCUGGAGGCUUUCAUCCAGCACAAGCUGCAGCAGAUCUGCAGACGGCCGGAGGCCAGCCAGCAGGUCUCUUCUAACACUGGAAGCUCUACCUCCAAGACAAAAAAUAAAGAUGAAAGCAGCGGGCCGAUGGGUCGAGGUCACAGGAAGAAAACCGCGUCCAUUAAAGUCGCCGCCCAGUGCGAUAAAAGCGCCGCGUUUGUGUCUGAAAACGCUGAAGGCGAACGACAGACCUUCAGAGUUAACGGGGAGGGACGUUACGUCUGCAUCACUUGCGAAAAGACGUUUAAAACCACGAACAUCUUGAGGACUCACAUGAAAACUCACAGCGACCAAAAGAAUUUCUCAUGCGACCUGUGCGGGACUUCCUUUCGUACCAAAGGCUCGCUAAUACGUCAUAACCGUCGGCACACUGAUGAACGGCCGUAUCGCUGUACCCUCUGUGGGCUCUCCUUCAGAGAGUCGGGGGCUCUCACAAGACAUCUUAAAUCUCUCACUCCUUGCACAGAGAAGAUCCGUUUUAUCCAGUAUAAGGAGAUCCUGGUCGGCAAGGACGGAGUUCAGAAAGGCGUAGAAGCGGAUCGGGCCCCGGUAGCGGCCCAGCAGCAGGAGGAGGAGGAGGAGGUGGUGGUUGUGGAGCAGCAAGCGGAGGAGCAGGAGACGGAGACGGAGGGCGCCCAGACUGCUGUCGUCAGCGUGGUACAGGCCGGCUCCCCAGAGGUCCUCCGCCAGGUUCACUUCACAAUGGAGGUGGACGGGACGACACAGGAACAACAGGUGGUGGUUGACCAGUCUCAGGCCGACGCUCUGGCUGCCGCCGCCGCCGCCGGCGAGAGCCUCAUCUGCCAGGCCAUCAUCAACUCCGGCAUCGCGCUGGGCACCGAGGAGAUGGUGGUUGAGGAGGCGUCGCCGACCGCGCAGGAGACGAGCAAAGAUGCUUCCGACACCGCCGAAGUUGAUCAGAGUGUAAUUGAGAUCCAGGUUAAAGAAGAGUCUGAGGAGAUGGAGGAGGAAGCGGUGGACAGUCGAGCGUCCUGUAAACUCUACACCUGUCCACACUGUAAUCGGUCGUUCAAAGGCGCCAAUUAUUUCCGUUUUCACGUCAAAGGUCAUUCAGGUUACAAGCCUUUUAAAUGCACGCUGUGUCAGAAGGAGUUCCUAACCGGCUACCUUUUAAAGAAGCACAUGGAGGUCCACGUCAGCGAGAGGAGGUAUAAAUGCGGCGAGUGCGGCAAGCUUUAUAAAACCAUCGGACACGUCCGCGAACACAUGAGAGCCCACUCGGAUGAGAGACCCUACCACUGUCACAGAUGCAACAAGGGAUACAAGACCAAGAACGCCUUACAAGUUCACCAACGGACGCACGGGGAUGAGAAACCGUACGUGUGCGAGUUCUGCUUCAGGGGCUUCAGAGAGAAAGGCUCUCUGGUGCGCCACAUCCGGCACCACACGGGAGAGAGGCCCUUCAAGUGCCCCAGGUGCGGACGGGGCUUCGCCGAGCACGGGACCCUCAACCGGCACAUGCGCGCUAAAGGAGGCUGCAAUAAGGAGAACCCCAGCGAGCAGCAGGGCGCCGUGCCAGAGGAGCAGGAGUCGGCGCACAGCCUCGCCUCCUCUGUGCUGAGGAUCUCGGCGGAGGAGCAGGCCUGCGUGGAGGGCCUCAGCACAGAGGAGGUCAUCACGGAGGAUCCUCACGCCGUCCUGGUGGAGUUCUCCUCAGUGGUGGCCGACACGCAGGAGUAUAUUAUAAAGACUCAGAGUGGAGAGGAAAUGCAGGAAGAAGUUACCCUCAUCCAGGACAGCCAAAAUGAGAUGGGAAACCAGAUCAUGAAAGUGGUGCAGCAGAUCGUCAGCCAGUCCCACGGCACGGGCAGCCACCAGAUCAUUGUGCGAAACGUCGGGGCGGACGAAGAGGGCGCCUCCAUCUCCGACUGCGGGGACACCAUCACCAUCGCCACGCCGGAGAGCCUGACGGAGCAGGUGGCCAUGACGCUGGCGUCCGCCAUCAGCGACGGGAGGCUGCUGGCCACGACGGGCACCGGCGAGGACGUCGCGGGGACCGUUACCAUGGUUACCGCGGAGGAAGCGGCGGAGGAGGGAAUACAGAUGGUGCAGCAGCAAGAGGAGUAUGUCAUCACCUCCCCAGAGGAGGUGGAGAUUCAGACAGUAGUUGUGUGAUCAAAGGAAGCCGCCGGUGAACUCUUCUGGCUGCGGUCUCCGUCUUUGAGCUUGGUGUGUGUGUGUGUGUGUGUGUGUGUGUGUGUGUGUGUGUGGAGGAGUCAAUUAUGAAGUUAAAGUCACCGUUUUUAUGAUGCCCAUAUUGGCGGAAUGUAAUACAAUACAUUUUGGAUCAGGAAACAAGUGUUAGCUGUGAUGGCGCCCCCCCCCACCCCCACC
This is a messenger RNA of Fundulus heteroclitus (mummichog), 2670 nucleotides long. It is a transcript of the gene e4f1, whose product is annotated as E4F transcription factor 1. The record is from RefSeq and is a predicted model, not a curated record. The transcript is spliced from 14 exons. Gene Ontology annotation, cellular component: nucleus. The coding region runs from base 133 to 2451 and encodes 772 amino acids. Lineage: Eukaryota; Metazoa; Chordata; Actinopteri; Cyprinodontiformes; Fundulidae.